Molecule: messenger RNA, 1515 nt
Organism: Microthlaspi erraticum
Lineage: Eukaryota; Viridiplantae; Streptophyta; Magnoliopsida; Brassicales; Brassicaceae
Source: the annotation of a GenBank genome assembly
AUGGCUCAGUAUCCCUGCAACGACGGAAUCUGCAUGCGUUGCAACGUGAAGCCUCACGAGGAGACUGAGUGUCUCUUGUGCAGCACUUGCGGUACGCCUUGGCACGUGUCAUGUCUCACGUCCCCUCCCGAAACCCUAGAAUCCACUCGAGAGUGGGAGUGCCCUGACUGCUCCGGCGACGUUGAUCCCGUCCCGGUUUCCGGAAUCGCCGGAACUGAAUCCAACGGCUCGGUCCUUGUAGCAGCGAUCCGUGCGAUCGAGGCUGAUGAGUCUUUGACCGAGGAUCAGAAAGCUAAGAAGAAGCAGCAGUUGGUGAGUGGUAGAUCCGAUGAGGACGAAGAUGAGAAAGAAAAAGAAAAGGAAAAUUCUGGUGGAGAUGUUGAUGUUUUAGCUGCUCUUCGAGAGAACUUCUGCUGUACCAUCUGCCUCGAGUUGCCUGAAAGGCCAGUCACGAAAUGGGUUGGGAAAAAGAAGUUUGAAUGUAUGAAAUGCAAGAGUGCAAUCCCAAGGAAAAUGGUGAACGACCCUCGCAUCAACGCUUCGCUAGUCUCUGCGAUUCGUUUGGCUAGGGUUGCAAAAUCUGAUCAUGUGGGGAAUGCCAAAGUGUAUCACUUCGUCAGCAACGAGAACCGUCCUGACAAGGCUUUCACAACUGAGCGGGCUAAGAAAACAAGCAUGUCAAAUGCUGCUGGUGGCAGGAUUUUUGUGACAAUACCACCUGAUCACUUUGGUCCUAUUCCAGCUGAGAAUGACCCAACCAGGAACCAAGGUGUUUUAGUUGGAGAGACUUGGGCAGACAGACAGGUUUGUAAGCAGUGGGGAGCUCAUUACCAGCACGUUGCUGGGAUUUCUGGGCAAUCACAGUAUGGAGCGCAGUCUGUGGCACUCUCUGGAGGUUAUAAGGAUGACGAGGAUCAUGGAGAAUGGUUUCUCUACACCGGAAGUGGAGGAAGAGAUCUAAGUGGAAACAAAAGAACGAACAAGGAACAGUCUUCUGACCAGAAAUUUACAAACUCAAACGAAGCUCUUAGAAUUAGUUGCAAAAUGGGAUACCCUGUCCGAGUUGUCAGGUCUCACAAGGAGAAGCGUUCUUCCUAUGCCCCUGGAGAGAAAGGAGUGAGAUAUGAUGGGAUUUACAGGAUUGAGAAGUGUUGGAGAAAAAUUGGAAUACAGGGUCUUAUGCCCCUGCUUGAUGCUGAGGCAAUGCGAAAAAGUCAGGGAGAUCUUGGGUGUGUUUCCAAUCUGAAAAGGUUGUGCUUCCUGCCUUACGUUGCUAUCAACAGGAGGUUUCGGCUGACUUGGUGUGUAGUUGUUGUCGUCCUCCGUCAUCAUCGAGGUAAGGCUAAUUGGUUGAACAUGAGCACGGCUAUCUCUCUCUCUUCCUCCGUAUUAGCUGCUCUUCAUGAUAAUUUCUGCUGUACCAUCUGCCUCCAGUUGCCUGAAAGGCCAGUCACGGUUCGUUCUCUACUUCUCUCUCUCAAACUCUUGCUCUCUCUUUACUCACUCGUAGAUUAA